Drepanopeziza brunnea f. sp. 'multigermtubi' MB_m1 is the source of this 570-nucleotide messenger RNA. The record is from RefSeq and is a predicted model, not a curated record. NCBI's taxonomy places the organism in Eukaryota, Fungi, Ascomycota, Leotiomycetes, Helotiales, Drepanopezizaceae.
AUGAUAGACGAUCUCAGGAUCGAUUUACGUGACUGUCGUUCUGCUGAUCGCCUCGAUAGGAGCCGAGCUAUCGCUCCUGUGGCUCCUGUUGCAGCCGCCUCAGCAAUUCCAGCAGUCCCAGCUACUGUGCCCCUGGCUUCGAUGGCCAUAGCUACCAUCGCCUUGGUUGCUAUCGCAGCCGAUACCACAGUCUCGAAAGCUGCACCAGCUGCCACAACCCACUCUUCUGCACAGCACCCGGACGGAAAACCGGCGCGCACGCCUCUUCCGAGCGGCCGAACCAGCGCGGCCCCUACUACAACCGCCACACUCGUAUCUCUGAACUAUAUAGCCUUCCCUCCUUCCAUAGAUAAUAAUCAUCCUCUUGUCCCCCCUCUUGAUUCUCCCUCUUUUCUACCACCCCACCCACCACAACCCGGCGCUCCCAUCCCAGACGCUAACUUUACUGCUACCCGCUACGCCUGCCCAUUCCAAGGCUACACGAAAGAUUUCGACAAGGAUCGUACCUACAAGCGCCACUACGGAGAUGUCGACCACCUCGGCAACCGUUGGUAUUGCCAGCAAUAUUAG